Molecule: messenger RNA, 2202 nt
Organism: Wasmannia auropunctata (little fire ant)
Lineage: Eukaryota; Metazoa; Arthropoda; Insecta; Hymenoptera; Formicidae
Gene: Tif-IA
Product: RNA polymerase I-specific transcription initiation factor RRN3
Exons: 8
Coding region: 201-1826 (541 amino acids)
Biological process (GO): transcription initiation at RNA polymerase I promoter
Cellular component (GO): nucleus
Molecular function (GO): RNA polymerase I core binding; RNA polymerase I general transcription initiation factor activity
Source: RefSeq, a predicted model, not a curated record
AGUUCACAUCCGCUUCUUCAGAAGGCGUUAGUGCGCAAAGACAUCCGUCUUCGGCGAAACAUGUGGCCGCGAGCGUAUGGUAAAAGAUUUAAAGAUUCUCUUUCACGUGAAAUAUACGCGUCCGAAGUAGAAACGUACGCGCGUACAGCAAUUGACGAAAAGAGCUUAUCCUGCGUGAAGUGAAAAUUGUACUCGUCGAAAUGUCUGUGGUAUCCUCAAGAGUCAGCAGCGUGUCGUCUAUCCUGAAAGCCAGCGGAGUUAGGGCGCAGUUCGUUAAACAGCCCAUCAAGUUGUGCAAGCUCCCGAAGGAUGUUAAAGAUAUAUUGUGUAAUUUCACAAAGGGUAAUGGGACUAAGGAGUACGAGAAGUUGAUAUACUCGCUGAAAACAGGCGCUAUAAAGGAUAGCGAUUUAGCAGAAUUUCUAAUGGAGACAACACAAUGUAUAUCUUUGUUAGACAUUAGAUACAAAUUGUUUGUUCAAGCACUUCUUCAAAUUGACUGGCUAAAUAGAGCACCAGAUGUGAUUUUAAAUUAUAAACUCUUUUUAAAAGAUUUAGUAUGUAUGCAGACAGUAUAUACAAAUAUUGUAAUAAAUCGGCUCGUCGAAUUGUUUAAACCAACUAUUUUUGAAGAUAGUAUUACUGGACACAAGAUUGGACAGUUUAAAGAUGAAGAUAUAGAAAAGCUAAAUCACAUACAUGACAUAUUACAUAUAAUUUUGAAAGUAAUGCCAAUGUCAAAUGAGGUCUUACUAGAAUCCCUUAGAUUUCAAUUUCCAUUGUACGUUGUUCAUGGCGCUUAUAUACAUGAAAUUUAUAUAUAUGCAUUAUUAAAAGUUCUAAAUUAUGCACCUCAGUUGAGAUCAGCUAUUUUAGUUCUUAUUAUUGACAGACUAACAAAAUUGGAUGUCAAUAUACCUCGUGAAGAAGCAAGUAGUGAUGAGAAAGACGAUGUAGCAGAUGAUUGUGUCAGCUACAAUGAUGAUGAUAAUCUGAGUAAAAUAAACAAUGACACAGAUAGAAGAAAAACUGUCCAUCCAAUUGCACAUACAUUGGAUUCGUGUAUGGAAUUAUUCUUGAAAUAUAUGGACGAGUUUUGUUUUGUGAAUAAGGUUCUGCAAAUAGAAAACUUAAAGAUACUAUACGAUGAUAUUGUCUACGCAUUUGAAACAAUAAUAUUACGUACGUACGCUAGCCGAUACGUGCAAUACAUCAUGUUCUACAUUUGCAGCUUUAGUCCCAUGAUUACGAAAAAAUUCAUAGAAUGGUUGUGGUUUAAAAUAACCAAUCCCAAUGAACCGGUUCUUCAGCAAACAGCUGUUUGCUAUGUUUCUAGCAUGCACGCUAUUGCCUCAUUUAUCUCUCCUGGGUUGGUACAAAUUAUGAUGUCGAGGUUGGCGCAAUGGAUACACAGAUAUAUCACUUUGCAAGAAAAUUCGGAAUCUAUUGAUGCAAAAUCACACGAUGUAUUUUAUUCCGUUUGCCAAGCGUUCUUUCACUUAUUCGUCGCGAGGCACGAGCAUUUUGUUGUAUCAAAAGAUGGAUUAUCGUUUCUUCAUGAUCUUGAUAUAUCAAGAAUCGUCACUUGUAAAUUAAAUCCCUUGAAGAUGUGCGACACCAAGAUCGUUUGCGCUUUCGCCGAUAUUACAUUCACGUAUCAGUUAGCGUACUGCCAUACUGUAAUUGAGAACAACAAACGCAAUCAGUUACCCACUUUCGGAAUAAGAACUCGCUUGGCCAUUUCGGUUCCUCAUUUUUUCCCGUUCGAAUCUUAUACGUUAGAGUAUAGUGGACAAAAAAUAACUCCUUUAUUUCGUAAUAAUUAACUGUCGAUACAAUAUGAAUAAAGAAAAAGAAUAUAUAAUUUAUAUAAAUAAAUUAUGAAGUUACGUUUUACAUCAGCAUAUGCAGGUACAUCUUUUUUAAUUCUCUCAACUAUUUACUGUAUUUACAGUGAUUGAAAAACGCAAAUUAACAAACAAACAAAGAAAGUUUAUGUCAGAAUAUUAAUUAGAAAAGAAUAAGUUUCGCUCGAAAAGAAUUUAUUGAAAAGAUAAGCUUUUGCACAAUGCAUUUAUCUAGACAUCCAUUUUAGACAAAUCGAGCUUAAAAGUCAAUCCAAAUAAACAGUGCAAAACAGUGUAAUGUAAAUGCAUCAAAAAUUCUUUAUGUAUUAAACUAAUCGAUUGAUCUUUUCGUUCA